Trichogramma pretiosum is the source of this 740-nucleotide messenger RNA. RefSeq names its product 40S ribosomal protein S7-like. The transcript has 5 exons. Gene Ontology annotation, cellular component: 90S preribosome; small-subunit processome; ribosome. Gene Ontology annotation, molecular function: structural constituent of ribosome. Lineage: Eukaryota; Metazoa; Arthropoda; Insecta; Hymenoptera; Trichogrammatidae. Gene Ontology annotation, biological process: ribosomal small subunit biogenesis; translation; rRNA processing. Bases 105 to 686 code for a protein of 193 amino acids. The record is from RefSeq and is a predicted model, not a curated record.
UUCGUCGUUUUCAUUUACCUCGCGCAGGGGGCGUAGGUUAGGUAUUCUUCGGUUCUAUCGGCGUUACACUCUUUUUACUAGCCUGGAAACAUAACGGGUCCAAGAUGCUGGCAAAUGGUGGAAAAAUCCUCAAGGCCGGAGGCGCAGAGCCUGAUGAGUUUGAAAAGAGUAUCGCUCAAGCUCUUAUGGAGUUGGAAGCCAACUCUGAUUUAAAAACUCAAUUGAGAGAGCUUUACAUUACCAAAGCUCGUGAGCUCGAUCUUGGCACCAAGAAGAGCAUCAUUAUCUAUGUGCCAGUUCCCAAACUGAAACAGUUCCAGAAGAUCCAAACUCGCCUCGUGCGUGAAUUGGAAAAGAAAUUCAGCAACAGACAUGUAAUGUUUGUUGGUGAGCGUAGAAUCCUCCCUAAACAGACCAGGAAAACAAGGAGCCAAAACAAGCAGAAGCGCCCAAGAAGUCGUACCCUCACAGCUGUCUAUGAUGCUCUGUUGGAAGACUUAGUCUACCCAGUAGAGAUUGUCGGCAAAAGGACCCGUGUUAAGCUUGAUGGCUCACAACUCAUCAAAGUUCAUUUGGACAAAAAUGAACAAACCAACAUUGACCAUAAGGUUGACACAUUUGCAGCUGUGUAUAAGAAACUCACUGGCCGCAAUGUAACCUUUGAGUUCCCAGAAUCAUACGCUUAAGUAAAUUAUCAAUAAAAAUAAAUUAUUGAAUAAAUAUUUUUUAUUUUUACAAGA